This is a messenger RNA of Ylistrum balloti, 1728 nucleotides long. Its product is annotated as NXPE family member 3-like. Lineage: Eukaryota; Metazoa; Mollusca; Bivalvia; Pectinida; Pectinidae. The coding region runs from base 1 to 1728 and encodes 575 amino acids. The record is from RefSeq and is a predicted model, not a curated record. The transcript is spliced from 4 exons.
AUGGAUGCCAAACCUACUAAAUCAUCAGGGAUGAGGUUUAGGACUAAACGAGCCUUAUCGGCUAUACUGGUCUGCUCUGGGAUUUUUCUGUUAUGGUAUAUGUAUCAAUACACAACUGUACAAGACUUAUCCAAAUUCGAGAAAACUGUGGGAAACAUACGUGUGUUUGAUAUAUCGGGAAAGCAUUUUUUCGAACAUGUCAACGGAUCACCUGAUGUCUUACGUAUUGCUCAUUCUGAGAAACAGUCCAGCCUGCUAAUUCCGAGAACCGCUUUUCAACGUUAUGAGGCUUACACUCAUCUAUAUGUUUCCGAUAAGGACCAUUUCUUUUCUAUGAACAACUCAAAAAUUGAAAUCCCAUUUGGUGCAUUCCAUGUUGGAGACACCCUAAAGGUACGGAUAUUAUUGUAUGACAGAAGUGGAAUUCCAAUUCCGACAGGAGGAGACUAUGUUAGAAUAUGGUUGAGAGAAAAAUCAACCAAAUCUAGUGUAAAUGGUUAUACAGUUGACCAUGGUAACGGAACAUAUACAGGAGUAGUAACUUUGCCAUGGGCGGGGUCACCAGAGGUCAUCGUAUCCAUGGGCAACACACGGGAACAUGUGACGUUUUUCUUGAAUACUACCGAAACACAUGGGUUGCUUUUUGCGAUGAGAUCACAAUUUAUUAGCUCAGAUGAAAAACACAAGGAAAGUUCAAAGUGUAGCCCGUUACUUCAAGGUCUGAAAGACUGUUACACAGGACAAGGUUGCAAUUUAACGGGAGUAAAUUUUGGAAUACCUUGGUAUUGUUGCCAGCCGAAAUCAAAGCAUUUGACUUGUAGUGACAUGAAGAAAAUCAAAUGUAACGAUGAAACAAACUUUUUGACGAAUGAUAUGAUGUUUGUAUCAGAUGUAAGACAUGUCCGAUUUCCCCCGGUGAAAAUUAAAGUCAGCGACGGUAAGGUAUCAAGUCUGAAAUCUCCAUCCGUCACAUGCUAUGAUCGGCCCCGAGUUGACACUUGGGAAGAUUCCAACCCUGCAGGAUACUAUUUUCACAACCAGUGGGUCAACCUACACUGUACACCAAAGUUCCGGUCCGGAAGUUAUACGUCAUGUUUUAAAAACAAACACUUUGUUGUGUUAGGAGAUUCCAACAGUAGAGGGACAUUCGUACAGCUAGUCACAUUAUCAAGGUCGACGUUUAAAACAUCAAAAUAUAGAAAGGGAGACCACUGGCAUGAACUCUUAGAGGCUGACAACAGUGACUUAAAUUUGGAACUAAUGUGGGCUCCGCAUAAUGCUCCAUUGUUUGUUUUGGAUUUUCAGACACUAGACACUAUGCGGUCAGUAGGAUCCUGGUUAGACGAAAUAGCGACUGACCGGCCAUUAGUUGUGGUCAUUCACUUUUACUAUCACUUGACGAAAGCCACCAUUGACGUGUAUAAAGCCAUGGUCAAGGAUGCGCGCGCAGCUCUGAUAAGAUUAUGGAAUAGAGCUCCUGACACAGUUGUUUUUAUACAAGGUCCUCAUUCAAUCACCUAUAAAGCUGUCCUGGAACCGCUUGAUUACAUACGAAGAUGUUACAGCCAAAUUUGGUAUGAAGAAUUGGAAGGAUUUCACGAUAAGAUUGUUUAUCUUGACUGGUGGGAUAUGACGGCUGGAUCAGAAAACGUCAACGUGCAUCCUUCAGAGGAUGUUCAAAUGGAUUUGGCACAAGUGCUUAUGUCAUAUUUAUGUCCAAGUCAUUGA